Molecule: messenger RNA, 708 nt
Organism: Phragmites australis (common reed)
Lineage: Eukaryota; Viridiplantae; Streptophyta; Magnoliopsida; Poales; Poaceae
Product: heavy metal-associated isoprenylated plant protein 39-like
Exons: 3
Coding region: 241-534 (97 amino acids)
Molecular function (GO): metal ion binding
Source: RefSeq, a predicted model, not a curated record
AUAGAAACAUGGUUGGCGAAAUUAACAACCUCACCCUUAAGUCACAACCAAAACAGCCCCCUAGCCUGUUAGGCUACUCGGCACCAAGAACAGACGGGCAAGUGCACUUGCACCUUUAUAUAAAGGAAUCCACCAGCAUCAUCAGCUUUGGUUUCUUCUCCUUGUACAUACGUCCGCAAGGCAUUCUCAAGUAUAGCCGCUGCCUUUCCCCUCCUCCUCCACUCCAUCCAGAGGCUUCAGAUGGCUCAGAAGGUGGUGCUGAGGGUUCCAACCAUGACUGACGACAAGAUAAAGCAGAAAGCCAUUGAAGCUGUUGCGGACAUUUACGGUAUUGAUUCCAUAGCAGCGGAUCUGAAGGACAAUAAGAUGAUCAUAGUAGGCGAAAUGGACACUGUGGCAAUUGCAAAGAAGUUAAAGAAGAUUGGGAAGAUUGACAUUGUGUCUGUUGGACCUGCAAAAGAAGAAAAGAAGGAAGAAAAGAAAGAGGAGAAAAAAGAGGAAAAGAAAGAAGAGAAGAAAGAAGAGAAGAAAUGAUAAAACUACAAAGCAUAUAGCAAUAUAGCAUCACCACAUGGUCUCGCUCCUGUCUGCAGUUACAAGAGCUUUGACUUCGGAUAGAUGUUUUUAUGUGAAGUUACUACGUAAUAUUAUACUGCAGGGUACAGAUUAGUUAAAAAUAAAAGUGUGAUAUGUGCAUCACUUUUACCA